ACUGCUCAGGUGCAGAGGACCCUCUCUGGCUUCCUACGUCACUUCCUUUUGUGUACGUCUGCGGGGCUGCUGUACUGUCUGACUGGGACAGAGGGUUUCCACGCUAGGCAGGCGACUAACUACAUUAAACCCAUAAAUCUGUCCAGGAUUUCGGAAACUAUUUGUCGUCCUGUUCAACAUAACUGUCCAUCUAGCUGGAGAUCGGGGGACUUUAUUUUCUGGCUGGUUUGCAAUACGCUUCACUGACCCACUGCAGCAGCAACAGAACAAGCACGCCGCUGCUGUUGUGGGAGAAGAAAACAAGCUCAGCGAGCAGUCAGCUAAGCUGUGUGAUCAUUGACAGAGUUCAGUACACACAGGCUUCAAGUAAUAACUGGUUGGACCUUUGUGCAGCAUACCUCUGAGCCUCUUCAAGAACCCACGAUUGGGAAUAUUUUUGUCACUAAAGUCAAGGGUUUUUUAAAAAAUCUGAGCCACUGUCAGGCACGUGACCAAUUGGAAAAAGUUUGCACAAUUUUACCAGCUUGUCUGCAGCCCCCUCCCACCCCAGACAGUCUUCUGCCCCAGCAUGAAUGAAGUCAGUGUUGUGAGAGAGGGAUGGCUCCACAAGAGAGGUGAAUACAUUAAAACAUGGCGGCCUCGUUACUUCAUCUUAAAGAGUGAUGGCUCCUUCAUUGGCUACAAAGAGAAGCCUGAGGUGUCCAGUGACCACAGCCUGCCACCACUCAACAACUUUUCUGUCGCAGAAUGUCAGCUGAUGAAGACAGAGCGCCCCAGGCCGAACACAUUUGUCAUUCGUUGCCUGCAGUGGACCUCAGUUAUUGAGCGCACAUUUCACGUUGACACCAAUGAGGAGAGGGAGGAAUGGAUGCGAUCGAUCCAGGCGGUGGCAAAUAGCCUGAAGAGUCAGCAGCAGGAUGAAGAGCCCAUGGAGAUCAAAUUUGGCUCUCCGAGUGACAGCAGUGGCACAGAGGAGAUGGAGAUUGCAGUGUCCAAAUCCCACACAAAAGUGACCAUGAGUGAUUUUGACUACCUGAAGCUAUUGGGUAAAGGGACGUUCGGCAAAGUGAUCCUAGUGAAGGAGAAGGCCACAGGGAUGUACUAUGCCAUGAAAAUCCUCCGCAAAGAAGUCAUCAUUGCUAAAGAUGAGGUGGCACACACAGUUACAGAAAGCAGAGUUCUCCAGAAUACGCGACAUCCCUUUCUAACGACACUAAAAUAUGCAUUUCAAACACAUGACCGACUAUGCUUUGUGAUGGAGUAUGCAAAUGGAGGAGAACUCUUCUUUCACUUAUCACGAGACAGAGUGUUCACAGAAGACAGAGCACGAUUCUAUGGUGCAGAAAUAGUGUCAGCACUGGAGUACCUACACUCAUGCAAUGUAGUUUACAGGGAUUUAAAGCUUGAGAAUCUCAUGUUAGACAAGGAUGGCCACAUAAAGAUAACAGACUUUGGGCUAUGUAAAGAAGGGAUCACAGACGGCGCCACAAUGAAAACCUUCUGUGGAACCCCGGAGUACCUGGCACCAGAGGUGUUGGAGGACAAUGACUACGGACGAGCGGUGGACUGGUGGGGACUGGGUGUGGUCAUGUAUGAGAUGAUGUGUGGUCGGUUGCCCUUCUACAACCAGGACCACGAGCGUCUGUUUGAGCUUAUCCUCAUGGAGGAGAUCCGCUUCCCCAAGAAUCUGGCUCCUGAGGCCAAGGCCCUGCUGGCCGGCCUUCUCAAAAAGGACCCCAAACAGAGGCUUGGAGGCGGACCAGACGAUGCCAAAGAAGUGAUGAGUCACAAGUUCUUCACCUCCAUCAACUGGCAGGAUGUCACAGAAAAAAAGCUUAUCCCACCAUUCAAGCCGCAGGUAACAUCAGAGACAGACACACGUUACUUCGAUGAUGAGUUCACAGCGCAAAGCAUUACGAUAACUCCUCCAGACAAGUAUGACAGUUUAGAUGCAGAGGACUCAGAUCAGCGUACGCAUUUCCCUCAGUUCUCCUACUCUGCCAGCAUACGCGAAUGAUCACUCAGGCUCUUGAACAAGCAGGCCGGCUAACGCACUAUCACAAACCCACAUACACACUUGCACUGCUGGGGAAUUUGAAUGACACAAACAAAAACAGGCACAAGACACAUUUGCAUUCAGUCUUUAACGUGCGCGCACACAGAUAUGUGCACAUGCUGGCAAAUCAGUCAAGACAUGGACUAUAGAGUAUGAAAUGAACACA
Molecule: messenger RNA, 2222 nt
Organism: Monopterus albus (swamp eel)
Lineage: Eukaryota; Metazoa; Chordata; Actinopteri; Synbranchiformes; Synbranchidae
Gene: akt2
Product: v-akt murine thymoma viral oncogene homolog 2
Exons: 14
Coding region: 569-2017 (482 amino acids)
Biological process (GO): protein phosphorylation
Molecular function (GO): protein serine/threonine kinase activity; ATP binding
Source: RefSeq, a predicted model, not a curated record